CUCAACCAUCAAUGUUCACUUCCUACUUGUAAGUCUCAAGUUAGUAGAUAGGCUUUUGUUCCCCACUGUUAUUUUUGGUUCCAGUGUUGCAAGCUUCCACGGGCUCGACCGGGUCACCUCGCAGCAAACUUUACUGAGCACAUCGCCAGAGGCAUCAGGUUUGGAGGGGUAAUUUAUCACGAGGAGCUAUCAGCAAAAGCAAGGUGGUGGGUACAGCCCAUACAAGAUAACCCCCUGGGAGCCUCGCAAACCAGUGAGAAUCAACCAGAAUGUCGCGAGACGCCCUCUCCUUCCCCUCAAGCUCUGCGAAGCCAAUCGAACACUACCUGCCAGAGUCUACGGGAUUGGCCCGCCCUUUGUAUCCACAUGUCACCCUCACAUACGCCACCUCUCUCGAUGCCAACCUCUCUCUUUCGCCUGGCGUCCAAACCGCGCUCUCAGGUACACAGUCAAAGGCAAUGACGCACUUCCUGCGGUCGAAACACGCUGCCAUUCUCAUUGGUGCAGGCACCGCAAUCGCAGACGAUCCUUCGUUGAACUGCCGGAUCGAAGGCGUGGGUGGGUAUGGAGGACCGGGGCUGGAGGGUCAACCGAGGCCUGUAGUGCUUGAUCCAAAGGGGCGGUGGAAGGUCAAUGCGGAGAGCAAAGUAGUCAAGUUAGCAAAGGAAGGGAGAGGGCUUGGGCCCUGGGUCAUUGGCGCGCAGGACACGCCGAUCGAGGAGAGCAAGCACAGGGCUCUCACAGAUGCGGGUGGAUCAUACAUAACGCUACCUACCGACUCGAGUGGCCGCUUCGACUGGGCUAAUAUACUCAACAUCCUCGGUACGAAGGGAAUCACUAGCGUAAUGGUUGAGGGAGGCGGCUCAGUGAUCAACGAGCUGCUGAGUCCGAGGGCCAUCGGGCUGGUUGACUCCGUCAUUGUGACGAUUGCGCCGGUAUGGCUGGGGAAGAACGGUGUGCAAGUGUGUCCGGAUGAGAGGAAAAAUGAGGGUGGAGUGAAGAUGUCGGUUGGAAAGCUGAAAGACGUGCGGUGGUUGCCGCUGGGCGAGGAUGUAGUGCUUUGUGGGCGCCCGGCAUGGCAGUGACCGAAUGGAAGUUGAUGUUCUGCUUGCAAGUAUGCAUCUGAAAACAUUAUGCUGUGGCGUCUGACAGAUAAUGUCUGGUGAUUAAUACCCCCACAGAGCACUCAUACGAUGACAGGCUCAACGUGUGAGGAAGCGACCUGCAAUUGUCGGAGGAAGACACUUCUAGCAUCUGCCAGCAUCAUAGAUCCAUGACAGAUAGAGCAUCAAAAAUGUAG
This is a messenger RNA of Paraphaeosphaeria sporulosa, 1300 nucleotides long. Its product is annotated as bacterial bifunctional deaminase-reductase. Gene Ontology annotation, molecular function: 5-amino-6-(5-phosphoribosylamino)uracil reductase activity. Gene Ontology annotation, biological process: riboflavin biosynthetic process. Lineage: Eukaryota; Fungi; Ascomycota; Dothideomycetes; Pleosporales; Didymosphaeriaceae. Bases 270 to 1085 code for a protein of 271 amino acids. The transcript has a single exon. The record is from RefSeq and is a predicted model, not a curated record.